CUUGCAGUCGCUUUCAUCUAACCUCCCCUUGUAGCCGUCGUGGCCUAUCCUCACCUCGCCGCCAUAGACCAGCCAUCACCUCCCCUGCUCCCCACCGCCUAGCUUCAGAUCGACUCCUUCCAUCACCUCUCCACAGCAGCUAUGGCCGGGGAGGCUGGAGAUGUUUUGCUCCUCUCACCCCUUUCUAUCAUCCCGUAAUGUGCAAGUGCACCCAGAUCUCUCGCCAGGUUUGGCGGCGUCGUGCAACACUCAUGGGCUACGACUCUAGUACGCUAGCGGUGGCGGCAGGCAAUGGCGAGUGUACUGAUGGUCGAGCGGCAGCGCGGGCUAAUGGGUUCGGCUCUGUUCUCGUUCGCCAUUUACUAUACUGUACUACUCAACAAGUUAAGGGUGGAUUCAGACUGAUGAGGCUGUCCAAGAUUGCUCGGAACAAGGCGAAAUUGGUGAAGCACGAAGCCCUUGUCGAUGGCUUCAGUUACUACACUGUGCUUGUCUGUUUGAGCUGUACAGAAAUGAAGUGUUCGACUCGAGCAUCAACACAUAAGCCUCGCUUCAUCCUUUAUGGGGAGUGUCAAGCAAUAUUAGAAGCGGUCCGAGCUAUUAAAAUGAUCAUGACACUGAUGAUGAGGAGGAUGACAUCUAUGGCAACGAGGGAGAUGAUAGCUGUGGCGAUAAGCAUUAUGAUAAAGUAAAGAUCUGAAGUUUGUUGAAAAUUUAGCUUAUGCAAAUUGUCUGGACCUCUCUGAUACUAUUUUUUUGAUUCGACACUUCCUAGAUGGAUUGUUAUUGUAAAUGUAAUUCAUAUGCAACUCAUUAGGUUUGUAAUACCUAGAUUAUGCUAAAUGUUCUUUUGGUCAUGUGCGGUUGUGUAAUUAUGAGAUGUAUCGGAAAUGCCAAUAUUUUGAAAUAUUGUGUAAUAUAUUGCACUUCCCUCUCAGUGAAAUUAAUCAGUGAGGGUUGACUAA
Molecule: messenger RNA, 965 nt
Organism: Triticum urartu
Lineage: Eukaryota; Viridiplantae; Streptophyta; Magnoliopsida; Poales; Poaceae
Source: RefSeq, a predicted model, not a curated record